AUGUCCGCCCAGAACUCCGCAGGUAUUCAGACACUCCUCGAUGCUGAGAGAGAGGCACAGAAAAUUGUUCAGCAAGCCAGGGAAUGUAUGGAAUUCUCUCUCGUACGCAACAUUAAUCGGUCCUAUUUUGACUCUGAUGAUCUAGACCGUACAAAACGGGUGAGAGAUGCCAAAUCGGAGGCGCAAAAGGAAAUCGAAGAAUACAGAAACCAAAAAGAGGCCGAGUUCAGGAAGUUCGAAGCUGAGCACUCGAGCGGAUACAAGAAGGCCGAAGACGAUGCGAACAAAGAGGCCGAUGUAAGACUCCAAGAGAUCAAGGAAUCGGCCGAUAGCAAGGGUGGCAAGGUCAUAGAUGAUCUCAUUCAUGCCCUCGUUGAGGUGAAUCCCCAGCCUUCGGAGAAGAUACUGGCCAAGGCAUAG
Molecule: messenger RNA, 420 nt
Organism: Aspergillus tanneri
Lineage: Eukaryota; Fungi; Ascomycota; Eurotiomycetes; Eurotiales; Aspergillaceae
Exons: 5
Coding region: 1-420 (139 amino acids)
Biological process (GO): proton transmembrane transport
Cellular component (GO): vacuolar proton-transporting V-type ATPase complex
Molecular function (GO): proton-transporting ATPase activity, rotational mechanism
Source: RefSeq, a predicted model, not a curated record